CCUAGUAAAGCGAUUUCAGCGCAUGCAGGGGCUCGUCCCUACGGCCACGGAUGGCAACAUGGCGACAGAGUUCCACAACCUGCAGGAGUUGAGGCACAGUGCAUCUCUGGCCAACAAAGUCUUCAUCCAGAGAGACUACAGCGAAGGAACCACCUGCAAGUUUCAGACCAAGUUCCCCUCUGAGCUGGAGAGCAGGAUUGAGCGGACGCUGUUUGAGGACACUGUGAAGACUCUGAAUAACUACUACGCAGAGGCAGAAAAGAUUGGAGGACAGUCCUACCUGGAGGGGUGUCUGGCCUGCGCUACAGCAUAUCUCAUCUUCCUCUGCAUGGAGACACGUUAUGAGAAGGUGUUGAAGAAGAUAGCCAAGUACAUUCAGGAGCAGAAUGAGAAGAUCUAUGCUCCCAGAGGUCUGCUCAUCACAGAUCCCAUAGAAAGGGGGAUGCGUGUCAUAGAGAUUUCCAUCUAUGAAGACCGGGGCUCCAGCGGCUCCAGCUCAGGGAGCAGCUCCGUGUCUGGCAGCACUGCUCGAUGACUGGGCACUUCCUGAAAAUCAUGCCCCCCUGAUCACUCACAACCCCGGAGGAGAAUUUACCACUCCUGUCCCAACACUUACUUACACGUACAUCCCUCAGCUAUGCUCACACAAAGUAUUCACUUCCUCACUUUUUUUCCUUUUUGAUCCUGACCUGCCAUCACACGCUUACAUUGUUUAAACUGUUUAAGCUUUUUUCUCAGUGAACGCUUAAAACAUGCACUUUAGCAGUUUCUUGCAAAGCAGUGUGCAUGGAUACUGACACAGUCACGUUUAGAUUCAAUGUCUCGAUGGAAAAAAAAAAAAGUACCUGGUAAUACUUUGUGUGAACAUACUGUCACCUUCCUUCCUGUCUUGUCUGGUGGGUGAGGAAAAGGAUGGAAUGAAGUGAGAAAUAAAAAGGGAAGAAGAGAGUGUUGAGACAGGAGCAAAGACCACAAGCCUCGCCAAACUUCAUACCUCAGCCACCACCGCUGCACCACACGGUCCGGAUCAGCCACAGUCGCACCCUGACCACUCUGGAACAACCAGGAAAUUGGACUGAACACAUCACUGUCAACCCCGCACACCAGACACUGGCUUUUUAAGAUGGUACGUGCAGCUCUGAGUUUCCAGAUUUGAGCUAAUUUAAAAAGGGUAUACAAGUAUUUGAUCAGGGCAUCGCAAAUUUUCACCACCUCAGAGCCCAGAUUAACUGAAGAAGCUCUUCCUCCAUCACCUCUGCUGUAAAUCAUGCUGUCUGGUAGCAGAUGAAUGUCAUUCAGCCCAUGUGUGUAUAUAAUGUAGCAGAUCUUCCAUAUCUCUAGUUAGACACACAGACGUGCACAAAUCUAAGUACUAACCUCUUGGUUUCAAUGAGUGAGACCAACUUUUCCUAAAUUUUGAUUAUGCAAGGACAUACUGUGCAUUAAAUGCGACAGUAGGUAGACUAAGGAUGGGUCAAAAAGUCUUCCUGAAUCUUUCCUGUAGUGUUUUAAAAUACACCAACCCUUCCUUAAUUUCUGAACAAACUUCCAAAGAACAAUAACUGCCAAAAAGCUGGCUCACAAAUGUGAAUGUGUCUUUUACUUUGGUGACAUUGUGUGCAAGAAUAAACUUUCGUACUGCUUGUUGUUUGAUACAUGUGGCAAUGAAGUAAAUAUGACCGGUGUCAAAUAAAUACUG
Toxotes jaculatrix (banded archerfish) is the source of this 1699-nucleotide messenger RNA. It is a transcript of the gene golga7ba, whose product is annotated as golgin A7 family, member Ba. Gene Ontology annotation, biological process: peptidyl-L-cysteine S-palmitoylation; protein targeting to membrane. Bases 23 to 535 code for a protein of 170 amino acids. The record is from RefSeq and is a predicted model, not a curated record. The transcript is spliced from 5 exons. Gene Ontology annotation, cellular component: palmitoyltransferase complex. Lineage: Eukaryota; Metazoa; Chordata; Actinopteri; Toxotidae.